This is a messenger RNA of Balaenoptera ricei (Rice's whale), 4271 nucleotides long. RefSeq names its product zinc finger protein 397 (gene ZNF397). The transcript is spliced from 5 exons. Gene Ontology annotation, molecular function: RNA polymerase II cis-regulatory region sequence-specific DNA binding; DNA-binding transcription factor activity, RNA polymerase II-specific. The record is from RefSeq and is a predicted model, not a curated record. Lineage: Eukaryota; Metazoa; Chordata; Mammalia; Artiodactyla; Balaenopteridae. The coding region runs from base 188 to 1786 and encodes 532 amino acids. Gene Ontology annotation, biological process: regulation of transcription by RNA polymerase II.
UGGCUCGCAGCUGCAGGUCCGCGGCUCGCGCCCUGGCGGCUCCUGAGCUUCGCGCAUAAAUGUGGUAGGAAUUCUACAAAAUGAGAGACGUUGAAUGAGGAAAGAAGAGAUUACUCAAAAGAAACUCUGAAGUAGAGGACCCAGUGGUGGUGAGCUUUUUGCUAAGCUGUUUCACCCCAGAACGGCUAUGGAAUCCAGAGCAGUUUCAACCCCGGUACCUCAGAAUUCUCAGGAACAAGAGCUAAUACUAGUGAAAGUAGAAGAAAGCCUUUCUUGGGGUCAGAAACUUAAGCAGAAUAGGAGUAACCGAUCCUGCCAGGAAUUGUUUCGCCAGCAGUUCAGAAAGUUUUGCUACCAGGAGACACCUGGGCCCCGGGAGGCUCUGGGCCGACUCCAGGAGCUUUGCUGUCAGUGGCUGAGGCCAGAGUUGCACACGAAGGAGCAGAUCCUGGAGCUGCUGGUGCUGGAGCAGUUCCUGAGCAUCCUGCCUGAGGAGCUGCAGAUCUGGGUUCAGCAACACAGUCCAAAAAGUGGCGAGGAAGCUGUGACUCUGUUGGAGGAUUUGGAGAGGGAAUUUGAUGAUCCAGGGCAGCAGGUCCCAGCUAGUCCACAGGGACCAGCAGUGCCAUGGACGGAUUUGACACGUCUUGGAGCAUCCCAGGAGUUAACAAACAUCGAACUCCAGCCUUUAAAGAGACAGCUGAAACCCUGGGAACCUUGCCUUUCCCCCAGAAGCGAUUGUGAGAACAAUGGAUCAUCAACAAAGAAGGACAUUUCAGCAGAGAAAUCGCAAAGACUUCCCCAGGAGCCUUCAUUUGGAGGAAUUAGUGAACAUGAAAGCAGUUCAGAGUGGCAGCAUGGAAGUGCUACAGGGGAGAAAUUAAGAAGAUCCCCUUCCCAAGGGGGCAGUUUUAGUCAAGUAAUCUUCACACACAAAUCUCUAGGAAACAAAGACCAUCCUGAGCCCCAGAGAAGCUUGAUUCUAAAUACAAACUCUAUAACGUAUCAGAAAGUUCCUACAGAAGAGAGACCUUACAGGUGUGACGUAUGCGGGCACAGCUUCAAACAGCAUUCUGCUCUAACACAACAUCAGAGAAUCCAUACUGGAGAAAAGCCAUACGGAUGUAGCCAGUGUGGGAAGGCCUUUAGUUUGAGGUCCUAUCUUAUUAUUCAUCAGAGAAUUCAUAGUGGUGAGAAAGCAUAUGAAUGUAGUGAAUGUGGGAAGGCCUUCAACCAGAGCUCAGCCCUCAUUAGACAUCGGAAAAUCCAUACUGGUGAGAAAGCUUGUAAAUGUAAUGAAUGUGGCAAAGCAUUCAGUCAAAGUUCGUAUCUCAUUAUCCAUCAAAGAAUUCACACUGGUGAGAAACCCUACGAGUGUAAUGAGUGUGGGAAAACCUUUAGCCAAAGCUCAAAGCUUAUUAGACACCAGCGAAUUCAUACAGGAGAAAGACCUUAUGAAUGUAAUGAGUGUGGAAAAGCUUUCAGGCAGAGCUCAGAGCUGAUAACCCAUCAGAGAAUACAUAGUGGAGAGAAACCCUAUGAAUGUAGUGAGUGUGGAAAAGCCUUCAGUCUGAGCUCAAACCUCAUCAGACACCAGAGAAUUCACAGUGGAGAGGAACCUUAUCAGUGUAAUGAAUGCGGCAAAACCUUCAAAAGGAGCUCAGCCCUUGUUCAGCAUCAGAGAAUCCACUCCGGGGAUGAGGCUUACAUAUGUGGUGAAUGUGGGAAGGCUUUCAGGCACAGAUCAGUCCUCAUGCGCCAUCAGAGAGUCCACACUGUAAAGUGACUUAUGAAUACAAUGAAUACUGUAAAUACUUCAGUCAAGCUUCUAUCUUUGUUAGUCAAAAGGGUUUAAUUUACUUUGGAGUAAGACUCCAUGGAGGUGGUUGUACUGUACUAGGUCUCAAAUCAACCUGACUUCCACCUUUCUCUUACCAGUAAGAAUACUCAGGAACUGCGAAAGAUGGAACUAUAACAUUGAAACAUCAUUUUCCAUGAGAAUGUCACAAAGAGGGCACAACAACUCUGUCACUGCAUCUCAUUGUCAGUGGGCCAGAUUUGGAGGAUGGUGUGGAGAGUAUGAGGGACAUUUUGUCUCAAGAAUGCAAAAAUUUUACUGACCAGUUAAGAACAGUGGCAGGGCAGCAAGAUAUGGGGAAACAGUUUCAUCGAUGACUUAUUGAGCCCAGGGCAGACCAGAAGUGAAAAGAAAAUACAAAUUAAGUUAUCCAGCAGUUAUUUUUUGAGUGGCUGCUUUGUGCCAUGCGCUAGGGAUACAGUGGAAAAUAAGACCAUAUCUUCAGUUUCACGGACAACACAAACAGGCAGUGACACUGUGGUACAAUCAGUGCUGUGUGAUGUUAAGGAGUACCUGACUCAACCUUGGAUCCGGGAAGGCUUCUGAGAAAAAUUAUCUGAAGGAUGAGUGGCCAGGAAGGUAGGCCGGCCAGGAAGAAAGUCUGGCACAUCUGAGGAAAGGAAAAGGCCGCUUUGCCUGGAGUAUUCCUUUUGAGUUCCUUUUGAAGUGGAUUCCUGUCUGUAGGAAAAUCAUGCAUGUGGCCAGAAUCUCUAUUUACUACAGUGCCUAUAGUGAAACAUGAGCUAGUGGAGAAAUUUGUUAAUAGACAAAACCUGGAGUCCUUGGAGCAUGGGAUGGUGAGGAGCUUUGUCUUGGUUUGUAUGACCCCAGGGUAAGGGUUAAAAUGUAGUUUCCUUGUCCAACCUGGAGGCUAGGCCUUCCAUGUGGGUGAGGGCAGGGGGCCAGAAAGAGCCCAGUCUAGAAGUUAAGAGUCUUAGAGUUCCAAAUCUCUCCCUCGCAGACAUAAGGGCUCCUUUGGUUUUUAAAGACGUGACCAGCGCUUCUUUCGGCUUCCUCCUAACUCCCCAGGCUCCCGGUCGGAAGCCGCUACGGCUGCCGUAUCAUUUGUCUCUGGGUCUGUAGUCCCACAGUUCCUAGUGCGCACCCCUAGGCUCAGGCGCUAAAGACUUCCUCCAUUGCUGGGUCUGUUACUCUCCAGGCGCCUCACAUGUGUUCAGUUUUGUCAUAUCAGCAGUAUUUCACAGUCGUCUUGUGAAUUUUGUUAAAGACCACGCGAAAGGGAAAUAACAGAAACAGUCACGGUCCAUCCAGAGAGACUGCCCUCUUCUGAGGGACCCAGCAGGAAAAGGAUCCCUAGACGGGUGCUUCUCAGUGCAAUGCAGAAAGGUGUGUAGGUUAGUCAGCAACAGAAAGACAUGUUAUUUAAAAUACCUAAUAGGUCAGAGUUAUAACACACCUUACCAAAAAUUCAAACCUUUGGGAAUCUCGAGUCCUGUACAUAGGUAGAGUUUUCAUGAGGAUAAAUAGAGAAGUAAUGCUUCUAUUGUGGCAUGAGCAUGUACUAACCAGUAAGAAUGGCAGGAGGACUAGAUGUCCAUGCUUGGAGAGAGAAUGUGAGAAAAGAAAGGGCUAGGUUAAAUAACAAAAUAGCAUGGUAAAGUUAUUCAACUCAUAUGCCUCUUCUACAGAGGAAGAUCCAAUCAAACUAAAAAGGGCAGAACAAAUGUUAGGAAUUGAUACAACAUAUAUUACAAAAGGCAAAUAUUCUUUAUAUAGAGGGUUCUUACACGUAUUGGUAAGAAACAUAAUAGGUACUUGCAAAGGGCUUUGUGUAUAUGUAUUACUUCUCAGCCCAUAUUUUGCAGAUGAAGAAAUGAAGGCUUGAGGUCAUGGCUUACUCAAGGUCAUGUAGCUACAAAGUGGUGAGGUCAGACUUUAAACCCAGGCAGUAGGAAUCCAGAACGCGUCUGGGGAGCCACUUCUCUGUACAAUCUCCCCAUGAAAAAGUCCCAAUAGAAAAAAGUAGUACAUAAAUAGGCAAAUCACAAAAGAAUAAAUGCCAAUGGACAGUAAAUAUUAGCCUUGCUAGAAUUAAAAAUGUAUAUUAAAGCAAGAGUUGAGAUGGCACUUUUUCUCCCUCAUGAAACUAACAAAGAUUCAGGGAAAUUGGGACUCUAAUGCUGCUGGUGAGAUGUGAAUAGAUGCUGUCUGUGGCAGUCAAUACCAGAAGCCUUAAACAUUGCCUUUUGACUUUAAAAUUCUACCUGGAAAUGUAUGCUUCAGAAACCAUCAUGAAUGUAUACAAAGUCUUAAAAGUUGUUAAAGGUGAUGUUGAUUAAUACUAAAUAAGAAAGCGUUCAUAUCUUAAGUAAAAAUAUAGGACGAUAUGUACAAUAUGAUUUGUGUAAAAAUAUAUUUAUGCAUUAAAAAUAUUGGAAAUAUAUAUAAUCUC